CAUAGAGUGAAAGCACAGGUCUUCCUCUCAGCAUUAAAUCCCAGUUCAAUCACGUAGAAAUGUCUGACUCAUAUGUUGCUCUCAUGAAGUGGGACCUCCUUCUCCCAACUCCUUUAUAAGGACCCAACACUUGCACUUGUUCAGAGUUUGAAGGGAAAGAAGUUGUUGGCUGAGUAUUUUUUAUAUUUAUUAUUUAUAAUUAUAUAUAUUAUUUAAUAUUUUUUGGACCCUUUUUAAGUUAUUUUUUUGUAUUUAUUCCUUAUUUAUCUUCUUUCGAAAGAGGUUCCAAAUGGUUACCUUUUCACAAACACCUUUCUCUUACCUGUGCUCUUUCCUCUCUAUCAUUCUACUUCCGUCCUCUCGGGCGUUUUAUCUCCCUGACUCCAACCCCCUUUUGUCCUUUAAUAAUCAAGUGAGAGAAGUGCAUCUCUACACAGAUAACCACAGGAGAGGCAUGUAUCUCCAGAUGACCCAGGACGGCAGAGUGUCAGGAAGUGAAGUUCAGACAUUUUACAGUGUGCUGCAGCUGAAAUCUGUCAGACCAGGCCACGUAGUCAUCAAGGGACUGUCAUCGUCCCUGUUCCUCUGUGUGGACAGCGGAGGCCGUCUGAGGGGACAGAUGCACCACACAGAGGCUGACUGCACCUUCCACGAGCUGCUGCUGGCAGACGGCUACACCCGCUUCCUGUCCUCGCACCAUGGAUUUCCGGUGUCUCUGGCAUCGAAACGGUCCCAAGGUCAACACGCGGUCCCCUUCACUCGGUUCCUACCACUUACGAACACUCUGACCAGAGAGAGCGAGUCUGAACGACCUCCAAACAGUCAGAGUCGUUUCAACAUGGACGCAGAUGACCUUCUCGGAAUGGGCCUAAACUCUAUGGUCAGUCCUCAGUUCUCAGUGGACAAUUAAAGGAAUUUACCUGCAUGGGCCCUUUAAAACUUUUCCCCUGACCAGGUUGAACCUGCAGACUUGAUUUUGAUGUAAA
Messenger RNA from Hippoglossus stenolepis (Pacific halibut), 986 nucleotides. RefSeq names its product fibroblast growth factor 21 (gene fgf21). Bases 290 to 910 code for a protein of 206 amino acids. Gene Ontology annotation, biological process: regulation of cell migration; fibroblast growth factor receptor signaling pathway; positive regulation of cell population proliferation. The transcript is spliced from 4 exons. Gene Ontology annotation, molecular function: growth factor activity; fibroblast growth factor receptor binding. The record is from RefSeq and is a predicted model, not a curated record. NCBI's taxonomy places the organism in Eukaryota, Metazoa, Chordata, Actinopteri, Pleuronectiformes, Pleuronectidae. Gene Ontology annotation, cellular component: cytoplasm.